Messenger RNA from Linum tenue, 2121 nucleotides. NCBI's taxonomy places the organism in Eukaryota, Viridiplantae, Streptophyta, Magnoliopsida, Malpighiales, Linaceae. The record is from the annotation of a GenBank genome assembly.
GAUCCAGCCCAGCCCAAGAAUCAAAACGAUCUCUUCCCCUUGCCACUUGCUUGAGUUGGUGCAGCCGCAGCGCAGGGGAAGGUUCGGGUUGGGAAGUUGGCAGGUGUUUAGAUCGGAGCGAGGGUCGGAGAUUGGUACAGUUGUUCUCUGCGCCCGGGAAAAGCUCAGCUACGGCUUCACAAAUCUCAGGUUUACCGGAAGAAGGCGAGGAGAUGCGCCAUGGUUGACCUGUUUCCCGAUUCUGAAUAGCAUUGAUGUCGGAAGAAAUGGGGAGUAGGGUUCCAGUUCAGCACUAUGACUUGAGAUCGCCUCCUACUGCCAAUUCAUUCAUCGGCAGCUCUCUUCAUGACCUCAACACCGUCGAUUCUCGACCGCCGGCUAGUAUCGAAGGCAUAACCGAAGCCGAUCCCCACCCUUCUUCCUCUGAUACUGGCCUCAACGGCGACCACGACUCUCCUGACCCUGCUGUUGACUGCAUCCAUGAGUCCUACAGAAACUCUUUGCCACUUCAUGGUGUCGGGGUUGAAGAGGACCGCUCUAGCGUCGAGAAUAGUGGGUCUUCAAGGGUUCCAUACAAUUUGAUAAACAUCGAAGAUGUUACACCUAUUGAAUCUGCAAGGGCUAGACUUUUGCAAAUUGUUGUGGAUUACUUCAUUAGCGAUCACUUGAUUGAGGUGACGGAUAAUGGCAGUAGUGAGUAUUCUGGUCAUCCUGGACAAGAUAGUUUGAGCAAAAGGAAGUCUGGAGAUGUUAGAUAUGAAGGGGAUCCGAGGUUUGCUUUGCCCUUGAUGUACGUCGCCAAUUUGUAUGAGACGCUAGUGAAUGAUGUAAAUAUUAGGCUGGCUUCCUUGAAUUCUAUUCGGGAUAAGACCAUUGGGAUAGCUCUUGAAGCAGCCGGUGGUUUGUACAGAAAAUUGGCCAAAAAAUUCCCCAAGAAAGGUACGGAUGUUUCUGCUUUUCUGGUCACCAGUGGAUUGCAUAACUGAACUAGUUGUCUCCAUCUCUUGUUUGAGAAUUGCUUGGCACUCAUUUUUGUUUCAAAUAUGAAAACUGUUUGAUCUUGUGUGAUUUGUUGAGUUAGAUAAAAUAAAAUAAUAUGCGUAGGUGUAUUACAUUGAGGUCUUUCAACUACUUUGUGUUUUUCUUCCCUGUUUUGUUUAGGUUCUUGUAUGUUUAAAAGAAGAGAACUGGCAACUUCUGUGGAGACAAGGACGAGAUUUCCUGAGUUGGUGAUCCAAGAAGAGAAAAGAGUGCGUUUUGUGGUGGUCAAUGGUUUGGACAUCAUUGAGAAGCCGACGAAUCUUCCUAGAGAAGAUGCAGAGUGGUUCAAGAGACUUACUGGUCGGAGUGAAGUUUCUGUAUCUUCUCAAGACUAUAAAUACUACUCUCCAAGGCACAAGUACAGGCGUAUUCUAUCUAAUGUUCCCGGAUUACAGGCCACCCAUGGGACAGAUAGUUCAUCUGCAAUGUCUGCUGAUCAAGGAUUCCGCUCACCACAUGGCCACGAGCAGACUCCUCCGAAGCAUAAUGCACAACCUUUGGCAAACCAGCCACAUUUUCAUCCAGUUCUUCAAGCACAUCAGAGCCAACAUACUCCACACUUCUCUCAAAGCCAUCAAUGUGGACCAGCUCACAUGUCAGAGAUGCCACAUGCCAACCAUUCACCUACCAUUUCUCAACACAUGUCGUAUUUACAACCCCUUGCCGGAAGCCAUCUCACAGGGCGUUUGCAUUUAAUGGUGAGAGCUAUUGCGAAGUUCUGCGAUGAAUGUGGUGCUCCUUAUUUGAGAGAAACGUCAAAGUUCUGCUCUGAAUGUGGCACAAAGAGGCUGGGAACAUGAGCCAAUGGCUCUGAACGUGGAAUAGGGAUUUCCUCCGAUGUAAAUUAUUCUAGCGGUCCAGGGUGUUGUAUCAUAAAUUGUCUGGUGUAUUGGUUAGUUUGAUGAAGCAUCAGACAGCAAGGGUUGUGGUCCGUUCGGGCUUUGAUAUUAGGCCGAUGGUUCUCGUCUUCAGCUUUUUAUGCUCUGUACGCAAUUAUUCUGUAAUCUAAAUGGUUCUUUGAAACUUGAGUUCUAAGUUGCUAAGAAGUUAAUUUAUAUGUGGUAUGGUUGUCACGUCGGU